This is a messenger RNA of Capsicum annuum, 846 nucleotides long. RefSeq lists its product as uncharacterized. The record is from RefSeq and is a predicted model, not a curated record. NCBI's taxonomy places the organism in Eukaryota, Viridiplantae, Streptophyta, Magnoliopsida, Solanales, Solanaceae. The coding region runs from base 1 to 492 and encodes 163 amino acids. The transcript is spliced from 3 exons.
AUGGGUAUUCUCUCAGCAGUGCACCUGAAGAAAAUGAAGCAACCAAUGAAGAAAGGCAGUAGCAAAAGGAAGCAAGUUUUGAAGAAAGUUUUUGAUUAUCUCAUGUCUGACACUUUUAUGUUUGCACCUUUGUGUACUUCCCCUUUCUAUGGUCAGUAUUCUUUUCCAGGAGGAAUUAAUGGGGAAGAUAAACCCUUGGAGGGAAAUGACAAGAAGAACCUCCAUUUGGUUACUAAAAUUGGGGAUUAUUUGAAGGCUGAUACCUACAUGUAUGCUCCCUUGCUUAUUUCCCAAAGGGAUGUGCUUCUAUCUAAAGGACCAGAAGAAGAGAUGGACAGAAAAAGAUCUUUUGAUGUGAUAAAAGGAGGGACGGAUGAAGCUGGUAGGAAGACGGUUAGUGUGGUUAGCAAAGAUCACAACAUGGAUACUAUGGUCACCCGUACUCGGCUGCGUAGAGAGACUCUGAAGCACAUGAUCUAUCAAAACUGCUGACCUUUAUUUCCCCAGUUACGUCCUCAGGCAGAGUCCGUGGAAACAUAACCAAGCAAGCUUGUAGAUGAAGAUGUUCUUGUGUAAUGGUGGGUGGUGCUGCUUCUUAGCUAAUCAGACUCGAGAUUGUUUCAUCUCCCUAGAUAGUUGAGUUUUGCUUGUAGUACGAUAAUUAGGUUGGUAUGCUUGUUUUAUGUGUAAUUUAGGUUUGGACAGUUCAUGACUAUUGCAUACAAAGUGAUAGGAUAACAAGGAACAUACGUCAGUUUUAUAUCACUUAGGUUCAUGGCUAACGUAUACAUCGUCUUGCAGCUAAUCAAUAUUGUACAAAAUCAAAUAUAAGCUUUUAUAGCUUCA